Molecule: messenger RNA, 1099 nt
Organism: Stylophora pistillata
Lineage: Eukaryota; Metazoa; Cnidaria; Anthozoa; Scleractinia; Pocilloporidae
Product: 33 kDa inner dynein arm light chain, axonemal
Cellular component (GO): ciliary base; axoneme
Molecular function (GO): dynein heavy chain binding
Source: RefSeq, a predicted model, not a curated record
AUGCAAUCGUUACACAUCAAAGCGCGAUCUCUGAAAGUAAGCCAACAGCAAGGCACAGGACCUGCAACAACUGGACCAGUACCUCAACCGCCACGAGCCAGUAAACUGCCUCCCAUGGAUGCACAGAAAAACCAACAAACUGAUGAGAUACUCAAUGCAAUUCUGCCUCCAAGGGAAUGGACUGAGAAUGGUCAGUUAUGGGUGCAACAGGUGUCUAGUACUCCAGCCACAAGAUUAGAUGUGGUUAAUUUACAGGAGCAACUGGACAUGCGUCUUCAACAGCGACAAGCGAGAGAGACGGGAAUCUGCCCAGUUAGGAGAGAACUUUACUCACAGUGUUUUGAUGAAUUGAUUCGUCAAGUGACAAUUAAUUGUGCUGAACGUGGUCUUCUGUUGCUCAGAGUGCGUGAUGAGAUCAGAAUGACUAUUGCUGCCUACCAAACCCUGUAUGAAAGCAGUGUUGCAUUUGGAAUGAGGAAAGCAUUACAAGCUGAACAAGGAAAGGCAGACAUGGAAAGAAAGAUUCAAGAGCUUGAGGUAGACAAGCGAGAUCUUGAGAGGCAGGUCAAUGAACUGAAAGCCAAGUGCGAAGCUAUUGAGAAGAGGGAAGCUGAAAGAAGGGCAGUAGAGGAGAACAAGCAUGCUGAGGAAAUUCAGUUUCUUAAGAGGACCAACCAACAACUCAAGACCCAGCUUGAAGGGAUCAUUGCUCCAACCAAGAAGUAAACUUGUUUGAAUGAUCUGGGCAGUGUACAUUUUGUAAACAUUGGGCAGUUUUUUGAAUGGUUAUUUUUCCACAGGAAAUAAGCAAUUCCUUUGGAUUAAAACUGAAAAGGAACCUUACUUGAUAACAAUAUUCCAACAUUUACUCAUUACUUAAAAGAUAAAUUGUCAUCUAUUCAAUUUUUUUUUUAGGUAAAAUUGAAUGCUUUUACCAAUAGACCUCAUGUUGCAUGCCGAAGUGUUUUGGCAGCACUACAUUUUUGUGGCCACACAAUUCACAACUGCAUAGUUGACAUAUUUUGAAAACAUUGAUGAAGUAUUGAAGAGACCCUUGCAAAAGAAAUAAAAGUUGAACUGACUCUUUGCCACAUACAAA